This is a messenger RNA of Parasteatoda tepidariorum (common house spider), 4827 nucleotides long. RefSeq lists its product as uncharacterized. NCBI's taxonomy places the organism in Eukaryota, Metazoa, Arthropoda, Arachnida, Araneae, Theridiidae. The record is from RefSeq and is a predicted model, not a curated record.
GGCCUCCAGAAAAGAAAAAAAAAACUAGCAGUUACCAAGAAUUGAUGAAAUCACGACGUCUGUCUUUCGAAAACUUGCGAUUAAAUACAUUCGGUGAGAAAAAAAGAAAAGAAAAAGAAGACACAGAAGACAGUCUGGCGGGAAUGGGGCGUUGGUAGCGCCCCCGUCUUGCGCUGAAGAGAAGGGGCGACACAAGAGAAGCAUUUCUCACCAACGGUGGACGUAUUACUUUUCGUUGUCUGUGUGCGCCCCAGCUACCGUUAGAGUUGAUGAUUGUCUUUCCUUAAUUAUUGGAUUGGAAGCUAAUAGAAAUAAUUGAUUUGACCUAUACUCAUAUUAGUGUGGAAUGGAUGAUAUCUGCCAGAUGAAUUGGUUAUUAACAUAAUAUAUGCUGACCUAGCAUCCAAUCAAGUUAUGUCUCUUCUAAGUCACCGUCCUUAUAGCCAUCUAGAUAAUGAUGAUGAUAUAUUCAUCCACAGAAGACACAGAAAAGUUCACAGAAAGAAGUUACACAGGUGUUUAUUAGGUGCAGUUGUUGUCCUCAGUUUAUUACUAGCAGGAGUAGUAGUUGCUGCAAUCCAAGUAGCUCUUUUCAGUUCAAAAUCAAUACCCAGUGGUCCUUCGUCCAAUCAUCGAGAUUCGUCAGCAGCAUUUGAAGAUGCGCUUGUAGUUAGAACAAAUUGUGGCGAUUAUAUAGGAACCAUUGAGGAUGGAGCAUUUGUAUUUAAGGGUGUACCAUACGCAAAAGCACCAAUUGGUCACUUGAGGUGGAAAAAACCGAUCUCAUGGUGGUCAGAUGGUGAAUGGUGUGGUCGAGAAGAACGAAGAAGAGCUCACAAAUACGCCAAACCUUGCUUUCAUGUGGACCCCGUUACUCGCCAAACAAAAGGAACCGAGGACUGCUUAUAUCUAAAUGUAUGGUCACCGCGGCUCGAUACAUCGGCUGGAUUAGAUGUACUUGUAUGGAUUCAUGGUGGAUUUCUUCAAUGGGGGAGCGGGCAUGAACCAGGAAUUUGCCCCUCCGGAAGAGUUGCAAAGCGUCUAAAUUCUGUGUUCGUUUCCUUCAACUAUAGGCUCGGGGCAUUCGGUUUUAUGGCAUUGGAUAUGCUAUCUCAAAUGCCCCAAGAUGCUCGUGGUAAUUACGGGCUUUGGGAUCAAAUCAUUGCCUUAGAAUGGAUACAGCAUAAUAUUAGAGCUUUUGGAGGAGAUCCAGACAAGGUCACAGUAUUUGGUGCCGAUGCUGGAGCUGCGUCAAUAAUGGCCCUCCGGUCUACAGAAGCAGCCAGAGGAUUAUUUCGGACAGCGUGGCUUUUAGGCCCGGCAUUUACAUUUAACAGAACUUUCGAGGAUUUAUCGCAACACAAUCACGCCUUUUUCCUUGCCCGCACUGAUUGCAAAAACGAUACGUGUUUGCGCCAAAUGACGGCAAAAGCUGUUGCUGAGGCCUUUUUGGGAAAAGAUGAGCCAUCCUUCCGAAUAAGAGAUCAGAAUGACUUACCAAUUCAAGGCAUUUACCCUGAACAACUAAUUGUUCUUGAUGGUGAAUUGCUUGUACAGCCUCCAGUAGAUGCACUUAUUGAUGGUGAAGUGGAAGAAAUACCAACUCUGGUAGGUACAACCGCUCAAGCGACAGAUGCUUGGCCAGGACCUGAUGAUCUUUAUAAGUGGGAUUGGAAUCAAUUAACCAAAUAUGUAGUGACAAGUUUAGGAAGUUUUGAUCCAAAAAUUAGCCAUGAUGCUCUACAAAAGUACAACUCGUCUCAACAUAACGACUUCCUGACAGCAGAGGAAGUGUAUAGCAGUAUGGUCACUGAUCUCAGACAAACUUGCCCAAUUGACAGAAUGAUAAAGAAGUUAGUUAAUUCAACAUCAUCUCCUUUUUACAGAUACGUUGUUACAUCUACUCCUUCCAUUUCAAUAAAAACUCUUGGUUACCCAUCAUCAUUCUCAUUUCAUCCUUGGGAUGCCAUUGCUUUCUUUGACCAUAUGGAGCACUACAUAGAAGCUCCUACUCAAAGUGAUUUCGCAUUCAGAGAUGAACUGCACCGCCUGGUCAAGGCUUUCAUUCAUUCGGCAGGGUAUCAUUCACCCAUUCCAGGGUGGGAAACGUACCCAAACAACAUAGCCCUGAUCGAAAGAGACAACGUUACAAUCAUUCCCAGUUACCAUCAAGACAAGUGUGAUUUUUGGAAGGACAAGGGGUUUGAAGACUAUGCAUGGGUCAGUUAAGCAAGGUUAUUUCUUUCAUUGGAACAGACAGUCCCAAACAGUAUCUGAAGCAUUGAUGUGAGAUUCACGGAUAAAAAUGGCAACAUUUUAAGUGGCGUCAGGCUAAUUCUUGCUUACACAGUAUUAUUUAUCCACAAAUGGAUAUUACCAUUAACUGCACAAUGUUGGAUACCAUUGCAGAAUGUGGUCGUUACUGAGUGCCAAAUUAUUUUGAUGCAUUACAGUAGUACAUUGUAAAAUAUUCAUUUGCAUCAUUUUAAGAUCCGUUCUUAUGAAUUACCUCAUAAGUGAGAAAUGAUUUAAAUUGCGUCCUUGAUUAAAAUGAAGACUAUGUUUUAAGAGACUAGAAGCUCUAUUCAGAGAAAAAAAAUAUAUGUAUAUAAUUCUGUGAGUCGAAAAGUGUUAAUAUAUUUAUUUUCCUGAAAGACUACAAUUACUAAGUUUUUGUUGUUACUUAAUAUGUAUGAUACUGUGUGUUUGUAUAACAAAUCUGUUUUAUUCUGGAAAGCAGAACGACUUUUAUAAAUUUGGUUACAGAAUUCUUUCCUUUUAAAUUAUCUAAAUAUACUUUAUUCCUAAAUGAAAAGCGUGGUUAGGAAAAAGGACUUUUUUUUUAAAGAUUAAACUUAACAAUUUAUCUGUAAAUAAUAAAAAACUUCUUACACCAUUUAAUUUUUAAAUAAAUCUUUCAAGGUAAUAUUCUUAUGAUCAAAACUAGUUGUCUGAAUUUUUUUAUUCUUCAAAUGAGUUAGUGUUCUAAUUCAUGUCAGUUUGUCGAGUCAGUCGUAAUCAGUGAAUCAAUUCAAUAUUGUUUCGCGUGUAGAGACUCCAAUGCUUUCUAAUAACAAAAUGUCAUUUAAAUACUCAUUUUGAUAUAGUAACAAACUGUUACUAUAUCGGACUAUAAAAUCAGGUCCGAAAUAAUCAUUAAAGAGUCAGUCAGAAUCUAUUUCAUAAAAAUUAUUAAAUGAAAUUAAAAAGGUUUUGACUACAGAUGAUUAAUCAUUUGUCACUAUUGUGCAAAUACUUGCACAAUGCCAAGCUCUGAAAACAAUCAGAGCUCUGAAAACUUACCGACCUUGACUUUUUCAUCCUAUUGUCCCAUGUUCUUGCUGAAGCACUUUUGAGCUCAUGGAAGAUAGAGGACAGAUCUGGAUCAUAUGGUGGGUGAUUUGGUAUUGUCUUUUGAGUUUCUACAAAAAUCCCUUUGCUGUUAAAUAAUAUCUUUAUUUUAAAAAUCUUAAAACUUUUUACUAUCAAAAUGGCUUAUAAUUAUGUCAGAGAAAAUAUUUUUCAAAUAAUGUGCCAAAAUGAAACAUCUAUCAAUAAAUACAACAAUUACGUACUUUUAUUUUAUGUGAAUUUUGCAUUUAUCUCUACAGAAAAAAAAUAUAUCAGUGGAAUAAUACUGUAAGUAGUUAUUUGUUUUCUUUCUAAUAAAGUAAAACUUCAGCUGCAAGUGGAAAAAAUUCCUUUUUUAAUAAUAAAGUUGAGAGUUGAAGAUAAUUAUUUAAUUUCUUCUUACUGCACCUGUUUUCACUUAAUUUUAUACACUUGAUUUUAAUGAAACUUUAUUUAGUGAACAUAAUUUAUCUUGACAAUCAUUUAAAAAAUAUAUUAUAUAAAAGUAAUACAUUACUGCUCAUUAUCUCAUAAGAAGUAAUAAUUGUAAUUGCAUUGUAGACUAUAAGCAGUUACAGUAAUUAAAGAAAAAAACUUUUCGAAAGCCGUAUGUAUUGAUAUUAAGGAAUUGAAACUAUAUAGUCGCAUAUCUUUAUUUUAUUUUUGAAUUGCAACUAGUAGGAAUUUAUUAGAUCUCUUAAGUUUGACUCCAACCGGAGGACGAGUUGAAUUAAUUAAUUUCAAAAUUCAAAGCAUUUUAUGAUAAAUGGAGCGGACAAAACAGAGCUCAUUUUAUCAUGUUGCUCUUAACAUUAUAUUCAUUGGUGGCAGCUUUGUUAUACAAUUUUAUUUACAUAAAUUUCUGAAUAUUGUUCAGAAAAAAUGUAUUUGUACUUUUGACUUUUAAAUCCCUUAAAAUUCAAUAUUUUUAUGUCUAUAACAUAAUUACGUAAUCAUUAAUAUACUUUAGUGAAAAUAAGGAGAGAGAAAAAAACAAGGAAUUGUUUGUUUUAUGCAAAACUAUAAGAGACCUUUUUAUGCUAACUAAGGAAAGUUCUGCACUUUGAAACUGGGUUAAAGUAAAUUUUUCUUAAAUAUUGUUAUUAAUUAGAACAAAAAAAACUACCAGAGAAAAUAGGAUAAUUUUCACCCCUAAGCUUUAUUACUAAAUUGUAUAAAAAAUAACAUACAAAGUAAUUUACUAUUUGUUCAUAUUCAGUAAAAAUAUUUUUUUAAUAAUUUUAUGACAACUGUAGCUUGGACUUGCUCAAAUAUAUCUGUUAGUGUAAUAUAAAAAAAUUGUCUUUCAAGCUUCAUUUAUAUAUUAAUUUAUUACUAGACAUCAUUUAAUGAUAUUUUUUGCUUUUUUCAAUUUGUGUCGAAAGAUUUCGCAUGCAAAGAAUUUGUGUAUAUAUAUUUUUAUAGAGUUUUUCUUAAUUUUGUAUUCAGUUAACAGCUAAAUAUUUUAUUUAUAAU